Molecule: messenger RNA, 3003 nt
Organism: Rhipicephalus microplus (southern cattle tick)
Lineage: Eukaryota; Metazoa; Arthropoda; Arachnida; Ixodida; Ixodidae
Product: multidrug resistance protein mrp-7-like
Biological process (GO): transmembrane transport
Cellular component (GO): membrane
Molecular function (GO): ABC-type transporter activity; ATP binding; ATP hydrolysis activity
Source: RefSeq, a predicted model, not a curated record
GUGCCGGAACAUGUACAGUGCUCGUGUACGAAAUAUAUUACGCUUUGUUCAACAACGUUGGAUGGAUUAGCAGGACUUCGAAGCAAGUGUUGGACAUCGCCUUCGUAUUCGCGUCCUUCUUUAUCAUUGUCCUGUUGUGUGUCAUAUACAUUAAGCAAAGACUAAGAAGAGCGUGUGUCCCCGGCAUGCUAUGCGUCAUCCAUGGCAUGAUUCUUUUGGCGUUCAUAAACGAUUCGAUAGAAGUGAUCGAACAUGCGUACUCCUGUCAAUCUUCGAAAUACAUUGUUCGCAUCUACUUAGCUGAGAAGAGCAUCGUAUUGAUGUGCAGCACGUUCAUGGCUUUCGGAAACUUCGUGCUGUGUGGCUUUGCCUACUUGCCACGGUCUGAACAUAGUUCCAAGCAAGCAAAACAGCAAGACAUGGACGGAUAUUCUCCAUUUUCAAAUGUGAUUCUCAGGGUUGCGUACAAGCACUUCAGAAACACGCUUUUUCGCUCAAAGGUGGUCACAGAAGAUAUACCGAGGCUCACUCUGCGAGCUCGCUGCACUUUAAACAGAGAAACCGAGUGCAAAGAAUUUAUAAAACAGACCCAAAUUUCAAGCAGCCCGUGCUCUUUCUACUGUCUCGUGCUGAAGCAUGCCUGGAAGGAACUGUAUUGGUCAAAUUCAUUGACACUUCUGUUCUAUUCAUCGCUUCUCCUCAGAAUUCCACUGUUUGUCGGCUUACUUGAUAGCACCAGUAUCUUCUCCUUCGAUCAGUCGGUCAUUCUCCUCUGUGCGUCGUGCAUCGCUGAAUGCUUCGUGUCAAACCUGCAGUCAUACUUCACGGUUCAGGGCCAGUUGAGAGCACAGCUAUUGCUUCAGACUGCUGUUUUCAAAAAGGUUACAUGCCUGUCAGCCACUGCGCUUGCCGAAAAUCCUGCAGGCCAUGUGACCUCUCUAUUAGCCGCUGACUGCUGGCUUGUGGCAUCGUCGUUUUCUUUCCUUCCAAACAAUUUCAUGGGCUUCGUGUGCGUGCCCUUUGCGCUGGGUUUGCUGGGUACACGCAUAGGAAGUGUCCCAGUGUUCGCUUGUCUUCUCUGGCUCCUUGUCAUCGCAGGAGCCUCGUUCUCUCUGGAACCACUGCUUCACAAGUACUACAAUAAACUUUACAGGUAUCGAGACAAGCGGCUGAAGAAGCUAAGUGAUUUUCUGUCAGUACUUCGAUUGGUGAAAAUGUCGGCUCUAGAAGACGUGUUUAGAAGUAAGCUUCUUCACCUCCGGCUGAAAGAGAUAGACCAAGCCUACCGCGUCAACGUAGUGGACAGUCUUCUGGAGACAGUCAUCAGUGCGUCUACGUCUGUGAUGACUAUUCUGGCAUUUGCCACCGUUACAUUCAUAAACCCGGAGAAAAUAUACAGCCCAGCUACCAUAUACUCAUGUAUGUACACACUGUCACUCAUGGACGUACUCACAUCUACGCUGACCCACGCUGUUAGGCUAAAGAGCCCGGUUUUUCGCAGCUGCCGAAGACUAAUGUCCUUUUUUGCCGACGAGGAGUGGAAUGCCGGUGCCACUAAAACCCUCCAAUUUACACAAGCUAGCACUGGCCAAGUCAAUUUGCACAACUGCUCCUUUGCCUGGGCAAAGAAAAUCUGCAGUGGGGCUGUCCCGGCCAUACAAAAUAUCAGUGUCAACGUGAGCAGCGGCUCCAUAGUGGGUAUUGUUGGUUCUGUGGGCAGUGGAAAGUCUUCGCUUUUAUCUGCAGUAAUGGGAGACAUGAGGUGCAUUGCAGGAGCUGCAGCUCUCAAAGGCACGAUUGGUGUUCUAUGUCAAAGGCCCCACGUGUUCAACAUGACCAUAAGAGACAACAUAAUAUUUGGUCGCAGUGUUGAUGAGUCGUACUACUGGAAAGUGUUGGAAGCUUGUGAAAUGAUUCGUGACAUCGAGGGAUUUGCGGCUGGCGACCUAACUGAAGCAGGGGAGAAGGGUGAAAUGCUGAGUGGAGGCCAAAAGCAACGAGUAGCACUAGCCCGAGCUGUGUACUCAAGAAGCGACAUUUGUCUCCUGGAUGAUCCCACCAGCUCUCAAGACCCGCAUGUCGCUCGUAAUAUUCUUGAGCACGUGAUUGGGCCACAUGGUUUGUUGGGGAGAAAGACACGUCUAUUCGUAAGCAACAACACGUGGCUGCCAUUCUGUCCUGACCAGUGGGUGCUUAUGCAUAACAGGACCGCAGUGCUUUUUAAAGACCCGGGUGAGCUAAAGCAGCACCCAGGGACACCGACUGAACUGUUCAAAGAACCAAGCAGUAAACCUGUCCCUCAAGUCGUCGCAGAAGAAAAAAAGAAGCAUAAGAAGACGGACAUUACAUUGGAGUCGAGUGCGGUUGUUAAAGAAGAAGCGCUAUCAGCCAACAAAGGACUUUUCACUAUUUUAAUGGCGUACAUAAAUUAUUCGGGCCUGUGCAUGGUCCUGGCAUUCUUCUGCUUCGCAUUUAGUGCUGCAAUGACUGCCGGACAACUUCUUUGCGUCAAAGCAUGGGCAGUACUCAAGAUACGUAAAAGUGACUCGAGCCAUUCCAGCCAAGACAUAAUAAUGUGGCUAGCGUUGACGUGCGCUGGAGAUGUACUCUUCCGACUGGUCGCAGGAAUUUUGUUCGCUCGUGGCACGCGACACCUCUCAAUCAGCCUUCACGACAAGAUGAUACGACACGUCGCCAACAGCCCACUGUCGUUUUUCGACGCCACCCCGCGAGGUAGAAUAAUGAACCGUUUUUCGGUGGACCUGGAAAUGAACGACAGCCGGGCAUUCGUCCGCAAUGAAACAGUUUUACCAGACGCUCCUUGCAGUGGUAGCGCGGCUUGCCGUCAUUGGAACGCAGGCGCUCACAGUUUGCAUUCUGGCCUGUGGUGUUGAGAUUGUGCUCAUCUUCAUUAUGCGCUACGUCAUCAGGGCGACAACAAUCAGCAGGCAGUACGAGAGCACAAGAUUAUCGAUGGUGCUGCAGCAGCUGACGGAGACACUC